Messenger RNA from Symbiodinium necroappetens, 381 nucleotides. Lineage: Eukaryota; Dinophyceae; Suessiales; Symbiodiniaceae. The record is from the annotation of a GenBank genome assembly.
GAGCGUGGCGCCAAAGUCACCGCCGCGCCUCGCUGUGCCGAUGCACGUGUCAGGCUGCUUGCGCUCAAGACGAGAGCACUGCCUGAUCGUUUGAAGGGCAUCCGUGCAAUUCCCGGACAGUGCCAGCAAGUACUGCAAAGUGCUGCCCAGCUUCACAGGGAGCUCCCCGCUGCCACCAAAGCCGUGCGCAUUCGGAAUCCUGGACCUUUCCUCGCGCUGGCCUACCCAGAAAGGAUCGCGAGGCGGGUCAAGAACAACCGGUUCCUGCUUCGGGAUGGAACGUCCUGUAUUGUGAAGGACCCCAUCUUGCAGCAAGAGGCACAGGGGGCCUGCGCAGGUUCAGGAAAAGCUAAAUGCAGAGUUCCGAUGCACACGAAGUGA